GUCUUCUUCUCUAUCACAUAGGUUAUGCCAUAUAGAAUUAAUUUCUUGGCUGGAGCUGGCGUUUUAUUCGAUGUUUAGCCGAUGUCUACGAUAACAUAAUGCAUUUGCCGCUAUAGUAUUGGUAGUCGAGUUUGGUGUUUGGUUGUAUUAUAGAGAAGCUGGUAUGGGGCAACAAAACUCCAAGUCGUCGAAUAAGAAAGGUGUACCAUCUGUAAAGGAGGAGCCGGGGAACAAAGAUAUUAAAUAUUCAAAGUUGAAUGCUCCAUCUGAAAAAAGUUCAGUAGAGGAUCAUCCGAACGAGGAAGUUUCAGCAGAAGCACCUAAAGUCCUGACUCAUUCACAGCUGAAAGAAAUAAAGCCUGUAGUAGUUCUCAAAUUAGGCCGUUCAAAGUUGGAAGAAGCUUGUCAGACGAAUAAGCCCGUAGCCCCACGUGAUGCCCAUACAAGGGAGCAGCCAGUAGCCCCUCCCCGUGGAUGUGCUGCUGCGAAGCUGGUUGAUCCCGUGAUGAAAGAAGAAGUUACUGAUCCUAAAGAUGCAGGUAUAUCUGAAGUAGUGCCAGCAAAUGACUUGAACCAUUUAGAAGAAAUUAGUCCUAACGAUGGUACACCUGAAAUAGUGCCAGCAAAUGACUUGAACCAUCUAGUAGAAGUUAGUCCUAAAAAAGUAACUUUUGAAGUAGAACAUGACUUUGACCACCAAGAAGAAGUUUGUCCUAAAGAUGUAACACCUAAAAUAGUGCCAGUACCUGACUUGGACCAUUCAAAGGUUAAAAAAGUUUCUCCUAAGAAGGUUACGUUUGAAGUAGUGCAUGACAUUGACCUGCAUCCGAGACUAGAAGAAGUUGCCGAAGUUAAAUAUGCCACAGUUGAAUUCGGAGAGACGGGGAGUUUCAAUCCGGGAGUUUCAAAGUCUACUCAACACUCCCCAAGUUGCUCGGAGAGUACUUUCACCACGGACAAGUUAGCAGAAACCCACGACCUCGGAGAAGAUAACCAGAAAGGUCUAAUCUUCAAGAACCCCACCACAGACUCGCCCACUUACACACCCCAGACAAACGGGAGUAUCCCCCACCUGGAACACAACAAGUCACGUGACCUCCACACGCCCCCUACUGCUGUGGUUACUCUGGAAACGGUUCAGAUAGAACUCUGUGAAACUGAGAGUGAGACGAAACAGUGCUCGGAUACUGACGACAUGCUUACUACGGCUGCAAGGAACAUAGUAGAAGAUGCGAUACAGCAAGCUAUAGCAUCGGAAGUUGUAUCAUUGGUAAUUUGCCGGACGCUAGGAUUUUUACUGGUCGAGAGAGCAACGACCAACGCUCAACGCCUUUAUAUGUAUCCUGAGUCAGUUUAGCUUUCUUCAAACACAAGGAAACUUUGUGUAGAUGCAACAUAUGGAUGAUAGGAGAGAUCUUAUAUUUGACGAGCAGCGUUACUAAUUAGCGUUACUAAUUAGCGAUCAUUUGAAGCGAACAUUAUGAAAAAUGUCAGACAACUGGUGAAAGUACUGAUUAAUCUAAAUAGUCUUGUCUUUGAUAUUAUAUAACAAGCAUAUGGCCGAUUCAAAGUCGGACUGCUGAACAAAUUUAAUAUAGAGUAAAAAUUAAUUUUUUCUCGAUGUGAUAAGAUCAGAAAUUGUUCAUGAUAACCAACAAGCAUUCCAUUUAGGUUUUAUUGACUUUUGAAUAAUUCAUAUAUUUCACAAAUCGUCCGAAUUAUUCACUUUUAUGUUUUAAGCGUGUUUUAUUAAAGUCACAUUUUCGACCUAUUC
Molecule: messenger RNA, 1774 nt
Organism: Bolinopsis microptera
Lineage: Eukaryota; Metazoa; Ctenophora; Tentaculata; Lobata; Bolinopsidae
Exons: 3
Coding region: 164-1357 (397 amino acids)
Source: RefSeq, a predicted model, not a curated record